GAGCGACCGCAGAGGACUUCGACGAGGACCUCAGGAUGACCGUCGUCCCAUGCAGGGACGCGCAUAUUGACGAUUGGUGCGAUGGGAAUUAGGCCACGAUGGAGAGUCGCUGCCCUUGGGCAAGCCAGUACAAAUUCGCCAACAUGUUGGAGUUCGGGAACCUCAUCCCGUUGUUUAACGCUGUCCUCGAACACAAGUUCCUGAACCACAUGCGUAGAGCGCAAGGCUGCAUUAGCCGCCAUUUCAGCCGCCUCGAAUGCCACUACGUCAGCUCGUCGCCACGAACUUGGGGAGGCUCGCGGAAACAAGAGUUGUUGGACUGCGCUCGUCACUGCUCGUUCCUGGGUCAGUACCCGCUCCGGUGCCCCGGGAAUUCUCCACAAGUUGUGUCAUACUGUUGUGUGCGAUUGACUGUGUCCGGGUCUGAUUUUGUCAGAGUUCUAUGUGUCGCUGCGUCGAACAAGAGCAGAAAACUCGUCGAUGCAGUUGUGCUUGUAUCACGCAACGAGGUGGCAAUCGAGGGGUCCAAAUUCGUGCCGACGCCCGGGCCUGAACGUGUAGAUGGGUGGCGAGAUUUGGUUAUAGCAGGCCCGGUCCAAAACUUUUCGUUGCUUAGGGAGGUCGAGGAGAAAGUGUCCGCCAUACGGGACUGUAUAGGGAACUCCUUAGCACGACCGGGAGUGUUUGAUAGGAUGAAAUACAUGUCCGUCUUUUCGGAAACUGCAACGGUCGACGAUCUGCUGGUCCGCGUUUACGGAUCGUCAAUGAAUGCUUUAUAUGGCUACGGUUCUCGACCUCGUCCCCGAGGAACCGCGAUUGUCACAAGAUCUGGACACGUUGACUUCAUGGUGUGCUGUUCGAUUUGCGUUGUCGUUCGCAGACAGUAUGUCUUCUUCCAAGGGCGAGGUGGAGCCAACAGGGACCUCCGGGAAGGAAUCACGAAAAGAUUCCACGAGGCGGUCGUCUACUGCCACGCAGGGGUGGUCGGACCAUUCGAGGUCGAAAUGGUUCAUCGACUGGUGCUGUGGAGACGCUUCCAACCCACUGCGCAGCCAUGUGGUCCUGUCAUCUUCAUCAAUGACAGCAGAAGGCGUAGAGUGCUUGGUGUCGUCUUGCGGUGGGAGGACGCAAAGGGGGACCGACGACAUUUCUAUAUGCAGAAAGUUUAUGGCGCCAAGGGCAACGUCGUUGCCAAUUCGAAAGGGACGUUGUUGGACCUCGAAUUGUGUGAGGGGUUCGGAGCGGGUGCUGUGAACACCCCGUUCUACAGAGAACUCGUUCUCGGGGGCGWUUUUGUUUUGGCGCGUGAAUUUUUCGACAUGUUGGAGGACAAAAACAUCGCUCUAGACGUCCCCUGCGACGUCAACCCAUCCCUGGAGCUGUCGUUGCCCUUGAAGCUAUGCAGUGGUUGCGAGUCAAGCGGGGCAGGGGCGGAGGGCGGUGAUCUGGGUUCUGGUCCCGCCACUCAGCUGCACCGUGGCGAGAGCCGAGGUCAGUUCGACGACAGCGAGGAUGAGGGGACUGCUCCGCCGUUGAGUGACACGCGGCGGUCUGUGUUGUCUAUUCCUGGGGUUCAGACUGAUGCUCCUGUUCAGCGAAAGAGUACGGGGCCUGCAGUACACGUGGCGGCCUAUUCGGAGGUUGACUUCGAGGCGAGCAAAGGACAGGGUGUGGAGGAGGUGGACGCGGGAGGCCUAGGCUCGCAAGGAGCUCCGCAAAAGAGGAGGGGGGAUCGUCCAGACGAGUUCGCCGAUUCUACGAAGAAGUUAAAGAGCAAGGCCCCCAGGACUGCGGGGGAGAAAUGCAAGGGGACCGAGGGGGAGCAGGGCCGGCAGGUUGCCAAACGACCGUCUUCGAGACAGAAGCAGCCUGAGACUGGACCGUCUUCUCCACCGACAACAGGGACUCCCAUCCACGUCGACGCCGGGUACUUCCUCGAAUACAAAGACGGCGUUCGGACAAAUCGGGAGUUCGACAUUAGCCCUGCGCAGGUCGUCGACCUCGGGGACUGGGAGGACCUGUACAAGCAGCAGUCCCUGGAUCCCGUGCUCGUGGAAGGGAUCAAAGAAGCGAUGCAGUUGGCGUUCGAAAACAAAGCACAGUCUUACGAUUUACCAACCCUGAAACUGACGCCGCUGGGGCUUGAUAAACCGACUCCGGGGACCAGGGCAAAACGUCUGAGACCGAAGGAUUGGAGGGAUGAGCUGGCGGGACAAUACUACUACUACGCGGUGUGUGGGCAGCACAACGCGGCUGCAGCGAGGUCGCUGCUCGGCAGCGAGGUGGCCAGGAAAUACAAUUUCGAGCGGUGGUUUGCACGAAUGGUCUACUUUUCGGACGAUGACUUCGAAGGGUACUUCCUUGUCAGUUCCCAGGACAACAAGAAGGACCUGAAGGCGCCCCCACGACAGCUGAAGCUGUCAAUGAGGGACAUUAGGUGGCAGUGGAAGCGCGCCGGUUGCCCGCGUGCUGUUAUGGGGAACCCCAUCGGAAAACAGGAUCAGGUCCGGAAGUGGCGUGAAUUCUAUCAGCAGGGCGAGGAGGCCAUCAGGAAACAAGGCUCUACCCUGCGUUCCUAUUUCCCUCUGGCGAUGGCAGGGAAGAACGUCUGGAAACUGGCUGUCGAGUUUUUCGAAAAAUGGGAGACAGGCAGAUUGCUUGGACACGACGGCGCAAAGUGGAUCAUGCGGAAGAAGAAAGUCAAAAAUGUGAAGCCUGGGGUUGCAUACAUCCAUAAUGACAAGCUGGGCAGGAAGGAGGUCGUGUACAACGUCCCUGUGGAACCGCCAUCAAAGAAAGGCAAAAAGGAGAAAGAGGAGGGUGAGUGGUUCGUGCAAGUGCCAGAGUCGGACGCGCAUUGUUGGAAAACGAUGGAGUCGCUGACAGACAACAAGAAGUGCCGCGUCCUGAAGAAGGUGCUCGCUUGCGAGGUGGUUUGGGUACAGGCCGGCUCCCCAGCGUUGGCGAAGCUCGGGAAGCUGAGCGUCCAGGAGGUGGUGAAUUUGGUGAAGUGGGACCGAGUGCUGGUGCGUCUGUGGAACUACUACCAGUUCAAGCACGACAAAAGGUCGGACGCGGAUUGGAGCCAGAGGUUCCCGUUCCUGAAAUCAAGGUCCGCAAUUUUCAGACAGUUUGAGAGUCGUGGUUUGGAUGUUGAGUUGUGGGACGGGAGCACGAAAUACGUCACUGACUCCUCGUUGUUCAAGGACUGCCCGCCCUACAUGGGCUGCGACGGCGAUAGAUCGAUCGAGGCGACGGAGAAGCUGGCCGGUCACAAGAAGUUGUCCGUCGACUGGAGGAAUAAGGUCCUGUCCAUGUUGACUUGCAGUAGACUGAAGAGUCGAGAGAUCACGCUCGCCGAAGACAUUGUGCACAUAAAAUGGAAUGACAUGGGCGACGUGACAUCCAUCGCGCCAUUCGGCAACGAACCCUUGGAGUCAGAUAUAAGGAGUGCGGAGGUGAAGGAGGCAGUGGUUGCUACAAAGAGUCACACGUUCGUCCUCGAUCUGUGCGAACCGGUGGACCUGAAGCUUUGGAAAUCGCAAGCGUUCGACACUCUGAAUUCCCAACUCCAGAUGUGGUGUCCGUCGCAUUGGACGCUCGUUGUUUUUGUCCCGCGGCAGCAGAACCUCGUCUUUCUGGCCAGCAUGAACCAUCUUUCUUUCGUCAAGCUGCUGGAAGGGAAGUGGGUGAGGAAUAGUCAACAGAAGAAGCUUCCCCGGGAAGAAGGCAGGGUGAUGGACAAAGAGAAGGAAGUGGAGGAAGGAGACACAGGGGAGGAAUUGGAGGAAAGAAGGGAUGAAGGGGAGGAAGAAGAGGAUGAAGGAGAGGAAGGGGAAGAAACGGAGUUGGCUGGGUUGCUAGGAGGGCAGGAGGGGGGAAAAGGUGAACUCGAUACAGGAGACGAUGAACGGACUUUCGGCGACGAUGACAGAUCAAGGGAGUCUUCUGACGGAUUCGGGCAGCUGUACGGAGAACACCGCGAGGAAGACGAGGACGAUGAUGACACGGCACUGGGUAUGGAGACACAGGUGGUCACAAGCCUUUCGGCAGAACGUGAUGACUAUGACGUCCAAGCAAUGACGUCUGCUGUCGAUCUCCAACACCGGUUCAACGAAGCUCGUGUAGCAGUCAGCCUGACUAAACCGAGUGUGCAUAUUGACAUCGAAGAAGUUAUCGACGGCAUCUUGGGCGACCACCAAAUGUCCGCGCAACCGUCCUCGACGCCUGGUGUCAACGACCCUCUCGACGUCAAACCUUUCGGGGGAUCUGUCGUCGAUUUCUCGCCAACGAGCUCUCCGAUGCUGCCGCCAACCAUUGCCAGCGGAGGAGAACGCGGGAUCGGGGGACGACAAGAUGUCACAUCCCCGAAAAAAAUUAUCGCCGACACUCGAGCUCUCGACUUGCUGGCCUUGCCCGCGCCAACUUCGCCGAUUAAGGAGCGGAGAGACAAACCAGCUGGUAAGCAGUGACAAACGCCACUCUGUCUGCGCGCCAGUGACCGCAGUGUCUGUCAAUGCACACGAGAUAAAAACAUGUGUGUUUU
Messenger RNA from Chara braunii, 4546 nucleotides. NCBI's taxonomy places the organism in Eukaryota, Viridiplantae, Streptophyta, Charophyceae, Charales, Characeae. The record is from the annotation of a GenBank genome assembly.